Messenger RNA from Portunus trituberculatus (swimming crab), 6428 nucleotides. Its product is annotated as ninein-like. Gene Ontology annotation, molecular function: calcium ion binding. Gene Ontology annotation, biological process: microtubule anchoring at centrosome. The transcript has 31 exons. Gene Ontology annotation, cellular component: centrosome. NCBI's taxonomy places the organism in Eukaryota, Metazoa, Arthropoda, Malacostraca, Decapoda, Portunidae. The coding region runs from base 235 to 4242 and encodes 1335 amino acids. The record is from RefSeq and is a predicted model, not a curated record.
AUAGAUAACCACAACAGCUGUCAGUGCGGCGCGGCGAGACGAGGCGGGGCAGGUCACCCCAGAACUGCCACAUUCCCUGCCUCAACACCCUUCACACUGCCACACCAACCCCUGGACACUGCUAACCUCCCACUAGGCCACUACUAACCCCGGGGGGCGCUGCGUGUCCAUUAAAAUCUUCCCCGUGGCUGCCCCGUGGGUGUGUGACAGAGCAGGCCCUGUUAUCCAGCACCCAUGGGCAACCGCACGUUCCGCCCCACCACCCGCCAUUCACACACACGCUUGUGGCCGGGCAGGGGCAUGAACAGACGGGCUGCCAGUGCAUCCCGUGCCCCACCCACCACCAUGGAGGACCCCCAGGUUGCUGUGGCAACCCACAUUGGCCCUUCCCCCCGGGUAUCACAGAGCCCAGAGAGUGACAUGAGUCCCAGAGCCAAGAGGAGCCUGAGUCCCAGCCCAGCGCCUGACAGUCAGUCCAGCAGCCUGGCGUACUCGGGCGACAAUGAGGAGGAAUACUUGCGGGCCACCUGGCAGAGGCUUGGGGUGGGUCAUGAUGGUUACCUGUCCCUGGAGGAGCUGGCCACUGUCUGUCACGCCAUCGGUAUGGAGAAAGUUGCUAAUGAGGUGUUGGAACAGCUGUUCAGUCGCCUGGAUGUGGAUGGGGACGGCAGGAUCAGCUUUGAGGAGUUUGUGCACAUGUUCCAGAAUGGCGGGCCCAGUGGCAACAACUCCCUGGUCCUGGACGACUCCCUGCCCCCUGAUGUCCCGGGGAGCACAUUAAGCUGCAUGAGUUCGGCCAGUGAUGAGCGCCGAGGGAUGGUGAUGUCAGAGUCCAGCGUGUUCUCCUCCCUUGACCCGGACAGCACUGGGUAUGCACGGGUGGAGGCGCUGCUGGAGGCGUGGGAAGGUCUUAACAUCUCCAAUGGGCCGAGUCUGUUGCGGGAGUUAGCCCUGCCGCACCGCCCCCACGAGAGUCUGUGCCUUCGUGACCUGGCCGCCGCCCUGGAGUCUGAAUGCCAGCUGCCGGAGGAGGGCGCCGGGGGUAGGGUGACGCUCCUACAGAUGGCGUUGCUCACCUACCUGCAUGAGAUUAAGUUCCUCAGGUUGAGUGUGGAGGCGGCACGGGGGGAGAGGGACAAGCUGAAGCAGGAUCUUGGGGAGGCAAACCAGCGAGUGUCCCUCUUGGCGCAGGACCUGGACGACCACAAUGCACGGAUGGAGGCAGCUUCUCACCUCCAGCUGCAGGAGCUGGAGCGACAGUACAAAGAGCAGGUGAGGGAGCUGCAGGAGGCGGUGGUUGGGGAGCGCGAGGCAGCGAGGGAGCAAGUGUCAGCAGCAGCCAAGGAGCUUCACGCGCACAACUCACACCUACAGGAGGAGGAAUCAAGACUCAAAGCCGCCCUCGCUGCCCUCACUGCGGACAUGAAGCGACUGGAGGCAGAGAACAUGGAGCUGAGUGGCAAGCUACAGGAAGCAGAGCGGCAGCUGUUACAGAUGGAGAGACAAGUGGCUGACCUGCACAUCCUCAAGACAAAGAUAGCGGAGUACGAGUCAGAGGGUCCCCGGGAGGAGCAGUACCGGCGUGUGGUGGAACAGCUGCAGCGUGUGGUGGCAGAGAACCAGCAGCUGAGGGACAGUAAUGACGAGCUGCUCUCACAACUGGACUCGCUGCCCCUCCGCCUACCCUCUGCCCGCACCAGUGACAAGGAGAGCAGCCUGGAUGGGUCUUGCCUUGGGGACUACAUGGACCCUCCUGUGGGGCUGCCGGCGCCUGUGAAGCGGCGGGGCUCAAGUAGCAAUGGGUCUGGGGAGGACAGCUGUGAGGAGGAGAGCCCCCGGUGCAGCAAAGUGAGGCGGUGCAGCAAGGGACCAAAUGUACACUAUGUUGAUGUCGGAUCAUAUGAUGAGUCUUUCUUCGACACCAGCAUGAGCAGCCUCCUGAAAGGCUCCCUGGUGCCCUCCUCCCACCCUGACGUCAUCUCCAGUGCUGUGGAGGACGCGGGGACCAAGUCUUCACACUGCAGCUCAGACCAGAAUGAGACAGAAGCCCGAGCUGUGAGGGAUGAGGUAGAGCACAUCAACAUGCACCAGCAGAUCACCAGGGAGCUGAAGAAGGUGUUUGACCGAGUGAAGGACAGUGUGAGGGAGGAAUACAAGCAUGAUGCCCUCAGACCACUCACCCCAAGGGACAACCCCAUUGCCCUGGCCACAAGAGAGGAGUUGGAGGAAGAAGUGAACCAGCUGCGAGAGGAGAGGCAGCAGUUGUCACACCGCCUGCAGCAGCAACAGGAGGAGCUCAAACACCAGCUGGAGAAGAAGGAGUUUGAGUGUGAGGACCUGCUGAAGAAGGUUGUCAGGGUGGAGGAGCAGCUCAGAAAAGUCACAUCCCACCUGGAACCCACCUCCUCACCCCCACCCAGCCCCACUGGCACCCCCCACACUUCCACCCCCAUCAAGGCCAACCACAACCCUGCCAAGGAUAAAUGUGCGCGCUGCAUGGACACACAGGGCCAGCUGGCAGUGGCCUUGGAGGAGCUGGAGAUGGCACUGCGGAGGGAGGAGCAGGAGCGGACAGAGCGAGUGGCGGCCCAGACCCUUCUUGACGCCAGACAAUGUAGUGCAAGUGAAUGUGACUCAGCACCAGAGACAACCACCACCACCACAGCCUACCCACCAUCCUCAGCUGGCAAGCUGGGGGUAUCCCCGGAGCAGGGCAGGGCUUAUGUGUUGGAGGAAAGGUACAGGGAGGUGGAGGAGCAGGUGGCUGGGCUCAAACUUGAGAUCUUUAAGCUGUGUCGGGAAGCAGCGCGCUCUGUACAGGAAGGGUGUGAGGCAGUGCCGUGGGGCGAGAGGUGCCGUGCUCUGUUGCAGAAGAUCCAGAGGAGACGGCAGGCCCUGGCACCUCGCCCACAGACGCCUCCCCCAUCUGAGGAUAGCAGGGAGGAGGAGCAGCAAUCUCACCAAGAGGAGACCAAGCAAGAGGAGGAGUCUGCCUCCCUUCAGCCCUCCAAGGAUCUCCUGCAGAGGCUGGAGGAGGAAGUGCAAGGGCUUGAAGAGGACCUGGUGAGGGAGCGGGAUGGCCUUGAGAAGACCCGUGCCUCCCUGAUGGAGAAGAACACAAAGUUGGAGCAGGAUCUUGAGUUACUACGCAUGGAGUUUGACAAGAGUGAGGACUACUGGACCCUGAAGCUGCAGGAGGAACAGGACUACUAUGAAGAGGAGCGCCGCCUCUACGAUGACAAGUUCUCAGCGCUGGAGAGGAAGAUCAGAGAGUACGAGGAGCUGGUGCUGGCGGGUGGUGGUGGUGCGGGGGGUGGCCGAGACGCUUCUGAGGAGUCUGACCGUCUGUCCACCAUUGAUGAGAGUGUGGUGUGGGAGAAGCAGGUGACUGAGCUAGAGGAGGAGGUGGCCCAGCUGAGGGGACAACUGGAGGAUUUGAGGCAAGAAAAACUGUCUAUGGAGAGCCAGGUGGAGACGCGGGUUGUGGAGGAGAGGCAGCGGGCAAGCCAAGAGAGAGCCAUCCUGCAGGAACAGGUCGUCUCUUUGGCCUCACAGCUGCAGCAGACACAGCAGCAGCUCUCCUCUGUGGUGGAGAAAGGGGAGGAUAUGAAGAGAGAGGCAGACCAGCGUAUUCAACAGCUCCUCAAUCAGCAGCAGCAGCAGUCUUGUGAGCACCUGCAGGUCGGGUCAGCUCAGGUCAAUGGUCACUUGCAAGAGAGAGGGAAAAGCCCACAACCGAAAAUGUAUGAAUCUGUAGAGAAGUAUCACCAUGAAAAAGAGGAAAAUUUUUACAUAGAUAUCUGCCUCCAAUGCCCCAUCAUUAACCCUUUUCCCUCCCUAUCCCAGCAGGAAUUUGGCAGCGUUGGGGAGGAGACCAUCAAGGUGAGUCUCCGCACCCAGCUCAGGCAGUGCCAGGACCGCCUCAAGUUCCUGGAGACAGCACUGAGGCACCAUCAUGUCCAUGCCCACCACAUCCUGACAGUGACACGAGCACAACAUGCAGCCGAGGUACAGAACCUGGAGAGUAUGAUGGCAGCCACACAACAGAUGCUCGGCCAGCACAUCGCUAAGUACAAGGACCAGCUGAGCAAGGCCAGCCGUAGUGACUCCCUGGUCAAGGAACUCUACCUAGAAAAUGCCCAGCUCAUGCGUGCUCUACAGGUCACAGAGGGCCGGCAAAAAAUGGCUGAGGAGAACAGUCGGAAGUUACAGCUUUCGGCUGCUCUUUCAACCCUGUCUUAGGCUAAAGCACCACCACCACAACGGUUCUCACAAAAUCAUCUUUCCUGAGCAGUCGCAAUAAGUCAGUCCAUGCAAGGGACGAAGUGUCACAACUCUUGCAGGAUUCCAUCACACUCACUCACUCACCUCAAGCCACUAAUUAUUCAUCAAAACAUCCCUCCACCACAAAUGCAUGCACUUCUGCCAUAGUUGACCUUGAUCACUUACUUCCCUCCCUGCCAUUUCCUUUUUGGCUGAGGACUGGCUUCUCUGCCAUAAAUGUCUAGACUAGAUGCUUCUCUGCCAUACAAAGCUCAGACACCCCUGCCAUAGAAGGCUAGCCAUGCCAUGAAGGACCUUGCACCAUCAUACUAAACCUACACUCAUUCAUUUACUUCAUGAAACAUUUGUCAUAAGACACUACAAGUUUUGUCCCAUUUUUACAUGAUUUUCCUAAUUUAUUGAGUUUUCAUUCACACUUCAUCCUUUCAGUAUUUAUCCCUUGGCCAUUCACUCAGCGGGUGCCGGCAGCCCUGCUUGCUGCUUAGCCAGUGCCUGACUCAUGGUGACCUGAUAUUUUUAUAUUGUUACAGAUUUCUAGAUUUCCAGCCACACAAUUCACAAAGCCUAUUUUAGAUAGAAAGCUGAAGUGUUUCUUGCAGCAUAUUUUUGGAAUCCUUCAAGUGGAUAGAAAACCAUUCAAAAUUGUGACUUAGCUGACACAUCAUAGCUGGACAUACCUAGGCUCAAUGGUGCAUAUAUACAUUCUAGAUAAGACUCAUUGGGAGUGUUUGGGAAAACUUGUGUCUGCCAAGAUGCAUGCUAGAGGCUGUAACAGACAAAGAGGUCAUAGAAGGCCUUGGUAACCUGUGCUGUUGUGGUUAAUGUAGACUAAGGAAGGCAUUAAGUUACCAUACAGAUAGGUGUGCAGUAUAAUCAGGAAUGAAUGCUGUGCUACUAAUGGACUAGAAGAAACUAUAGUGGUGUGUGAGGAUUGUGUGAAGGCUCUAGUGGGGCAGCUAAUGGAAAAUGUGUUGUUAGUGAAGGAAGGAAUUAACUCACAUAGAACUGGAGAAACAUAGAUCAGUAUCCAUCUACAAAGCACACUGCACAAGACUUGCACCUCAGCAUUUACACAGCUUGUGAUGGAUGCUUCACCACUACUUCCUCUCCUACAACUCAUUCACUGACAAAUGAGGCAAUUUUAUGUUACAUGGUCCUUAGUGUUAAAGUGUUAACCACAUGCAUACCACAGUCAAAAUAUUAGCAACAAAAAAUAAUUAUAGGUGUAUGCAACUAAUUGUCUCCAAGCAUCCCAUCACUUCCUCCUUCACACACAAGACCUUUCCACCUCCACUCACCCACACCCACACCUAUCCUGUUACCCCACUUACACUCAGCCUCACCACUACCUGCAGUGGAUGUGUAUGUUGGUCUAGUUGUGCUCGCAGACAAAUUCAUGUGCCUCCAAACCACUCUCAAACAACUUCAUGCUCCAGCAAGUUGCCAGAGUGAACUGUGUGCGCAAUUCUGUGUCAUAGUACCAAAGACGGUAUUUAGUGUAGUGUGUGUAUGUGAGUGAAUGUGGUGUAGUUGAAUAAGUGCCAUACUGAGGGAGUGUUGCUAUGAUGCCAUGCGUAGACUGCAAGCUGCCUGGCAAUCUCUCCUUCCCCUCUCCCCAGGGCAUUAUUCAGCCUUUAUUUUAUUUACUUGAAUGAAAGAUAGAUUUUAAUGUAAAACUUUCCUUUUAGCAAGUGUGACUUGGUGAAUUUUUAUUUGGUGGAAGUAGUUUCCUAUCAAUGAAAUUUUUAACCAGUGUAGUACAUUAACACUUCAAUACUAUUCAAAUUUUGCCCCUUGAAAUAGUAAUCAUUAUUGUAAUUAAUUGAUAAAUUAAAAGGUGAUUUCUAAUGUCAACACAUUUCAUUGAUAGGUAAACUGCUAUAGAAUUAAGAAAAUAAAGAUAUAUAUGUAGAGUCUAUUAUUUGUAAAUAAAUACUGGCAGAUACUAUGCCUAACUUUUGUGUAACUAUCUAUGAAGAUACCAUCUAUCACUAUUCAUAGACAAAACUAUCUGGUCUGUAUUCAGAGGGUUACCAAUAUAAGGACAAACAGACUGGGCUGAGGGCAGCCCUACACUGUUCACACACAAAUGCACACACACACAAAAACACUGAAAAACUAAAAAAUAAAGUUUCCUCAUUUAA